ACCUUAGUGAAUAUACCUGGAGUCGGGUGCCUAAGAGUUUGUGCUUUUUACGGGACAUCUGGCUAGGAUCCUCAUAUGUAAAUUGAAAAAAAAGCGGAAAAUCAAUACUUGAUGGAUUCCUGUUAGGAAUCUAAAGUGGUAAAAUUUUACUUGGAGGAAAGUUCAGGUUCCUAUUAGGUGCCUAAAUACUUUUCUCAAGUGUCAAAAACGCACGUCACACAGUUAUGCAGUUCGAAAAAAUGUAACAACCACAGGAUGGAUAGUUUCCCUUUGCUGCAAACUCAAAACUCGUGAAAUAGUUUUAUAUUGCGGCGAAUACCUCUAUAUGCUUCUCUAUACAUUGCGAUACUUCUACUUUUGAAGACUUUUUUAUAGGUUUAUUAUAAUAUCAUUCGAUUCUGCUAGUUAUCUUUCAGUACAUGUUCGUUAGCUUAUGGAACUACUGUAUGCUUUAUACAUUUUCAUACAUCUCAUACAUUUUCAUACAGUUUCAUACAUCUCCAUACAUCUUCAUACAUCUCCAUAUAUCCCCGUACAUCUCCAUACAUCUCAUACAUUUUCAUACAUUUUCAUACAUCUCAUACAUCUCGUACAUGUCCGUUCAUGUCCAUACAUCUCAUACAUCUCGUACAUCUCCGUACGUCUCCCCGUAAUAGCCGUUCAUCUGUGCUAAACUUUACUUGCACUUGAUAUCUGUAGAUAGCGCUAUGUAUAAGAAAGUUUAAUAUUGAAGAGUGCAUAAGCGUGAGGUUAAGGAGUACUUUUUAUUGGUUGAGGCAUUUGACUAAACUUGAUGCUGCUCUUUGUUCCGUGGUUUUUCAGCGCAGUUUGCCCGUGUUCUGAACUCAGAUCAGUUUUAGAAAGCACGAGUUUGCUCUACAAAAUUAAGCCAUCAAUGAGAACUACAGUUUUUAUGCUGUUAUCAUUUACAUUCUUACUGCACUUGUACAUUGAUCGAUGCUUAUUUUAGUGUCCGCUGAGGUUAAUACCAAGGCACUUAGAUUUGAACAGAGACUAGACAGCGUUUAUCAGUUUCAAAGAGCAGUUUCUCUAGACGGAGAUCAAAAACUUUAGGUUCUUCACAUUUGUUUAGACGAAACGUAUUGAGAUCCGUUUUUUGCAGUGUGAACAUGACCUUAAUGAUCCGGAUACACUUAGACUAAAAGUGACUGUUAGGCUUGAGCUGCACUCUAGCGUCAAUUUUAGUUUAGCUUAGUUCUGUCGUUGUACGGCUUCGGUCUAAUAAGAUAGAGAAUAGCAACACAGUAGCUGGCAUAAAAGUUAAGUACAUUCCCAAGGCGAGUCCAAUGGAAAUGAGCGCGUUCAACACAUUCUACCAACAUGCGCAGAAAGAUGAUCAGAGUCUUUGGAAUCUAAGGAUACUUCAGCGCGCGUUGAUUGAUCCAAACUUUAUUCCGAAAAUAACGAACAAACACAAACUCAGAAAACAGUUGAUGCAGAAAAUCUCAUUAGAAUUAGGGAUUCCAAGGAGGCUAUAGAAGUGAACGUUAAAGUCUUAGUGCAGUUUUGAAAUAUUCUACCCCCGGUACUGGAUAGAGAGUUGAAAUUUAAACACUUAAUCGAGUGUACAGUGAACACUUUUAGCAAGUUUUGUCGGUAUAGAACCAACUAAGCCUUCUUUUAUGUCUUAUUCUAAAUUGCUUGUUUACUGCUUUUUGUGUUCUGAAAAGUAGCAGAGUUUUAUUCUACAAUUCCUCUCUUCUGGGCUCGAUGUGGCCGAUUUCAAUGUGUAAAGAUCGAUCUUGUUUUCCUUUUGAGAGUACUUGUGUACAAUAAAGUGGAAAUGGCAAAGUAGGAUGAGAUGGGAAAAAGAUGGUUGAGUAAUUCAAAACAAGCUGCGAAAUUAAAAUUUGAUUUAUCAUUUAUUUUAUCUGAUACUGAAAUGGCAGUAUUACGUCGAUAUGCACAACAAGGCGGAUCAAUAUCUACAAUAUUUUUUAGUGUAUUGCCAGUGUUAGCACAUUUUGGACGUAAUAGUUUUUAUGAAUCGAUGUUUCAUUCAACUAAACCGUUUAAUUUGUUUUCUGUUGUUGUGGGUCCUUCCGGAGCAUCAAAAUCACCCAAUAUCAAAUUUGUUAAAGAUGCUGCUGUUCUUGUAUCAAAAUUAUUUUCAGAUGAAUAUAUACGUGAUGUUAAAGUGGGAGAAAAAUCAACAGCUGAACGUAAUUCAGUAACCAGUAGUCCAAACCAUUCGAUAUUUAUAAAUUGUUUUACGCACUUAGAUGUCGAGCGAAAAAAAAUUAUGGCUAUUUGUCAAAAGAUAUUAGAAACGAAAUCGCCAUUAAUGACUGAUACUGAUAUAACAAAGAUAACAUCACAUUAUGAUAUACAAAAUCGUACAGCAGCAAAAAACAAAUUGAUUGAGCAACAAUUAAUUAAAAAAGAUUUGUAUUUGGCAACUGCAAAUAAAACUGGGAAUUCAAUCAAAACAUGUCCUGGUUAUGUUAAAUGUUUUCCCUUAUGCAAUUCGAUUACCGAAAAAGAACAAUUCAGUCAACAUUUGGCUGAGUAUGGUAUUAAGUUACAAGAUUAUUUAAAAUUAUGUGAAGAUAAUAAACAAAUUCGAACAGAUACUAAUUAUGGUUUAUCUGAAUUAGCAGAAACAUUGUUUAAAAGUGAACGUUAUCGUGAAUAUGUAUUAUUUGAUGAAAACACAGUAAUAAGACCAGAAGUAAUAUCAAUGUCAUGUAAUUUAUCUGAUACCACCGUAGAUAUAUUGUCAACAAAUCAAGCAAAUCAUCGGAAGCGAAAACUAUUAGAUGAUAAAACGACUGUAUCUUCAAGUUCAGAACCGCCAAAAAAAAUAAGACAAUCAAGAAGAACAAGAAAAUAG
Molecule: messenger RNA, 2854 nt
Organism: Didymodactylos carnosus
Lineage: Eukaryota; Metazoa; Rotifera; Eurotatoria; Philodinida; Philodinidae
Source: the annotation of a GenBank genome assembly